AUGAAAAAAAAAACCAAAUUUUUUUAUUUCUUUUUUUUCAUUUCUUUUUUUUCGGGUUUCUUUUUUUUCUUGUCUCUUAUUUUGGGGUUACUUUUAUUUUGGUUUCUUUUUUCUGGUUUCUUUUUUUUGUUUCUUUUUUGUUUUUGUUUUUUGCAUUUCUUGUUCUUUUUUUCGGGUUUCUUUUUUCGGGAAUCUUUUUUUCUUUUUUUUGUUCUUUUUUGCAUCUCUUUUUAUUUCUUUUUCUUGGGUUUCUUUUUUUUCGGGUUUCUUUUUUUCUGGUUUCUUUUUUUUGUUUUUUUGUUUCGUUUCUUCAUUUUUUCUUUUUGGGUUUCUUUUAUUCGGGUUUCUUUUCUUAGGGGGUUUCUUUUUUUCGUGUUUCUUUUUUGUUUCUUUUUUCCUGGUUUCUUUUUUGUUUCUUUUUUUGCAUUUCCUUUUUUUUUUUUUUUUCGUGUUUCUUUUUUCGGGAGACUUUUUUUGGUUUUCUUUUACUUCCUUUUUUUUCAUCUCUUUUUUGGUUUCUUUUUCUUGGUAUUCUUUUUUCGGGCUUCUUUUUUUCUGGUUUCUUUUUUAUUUCUUUUUGUUUCUUUUUUUUGCAUUUCUUUUUUGGGUUUAUUUUUUGGGGGAUUCUUUUUUUGGAGUUUCUUUUUUUCAGGUUUCUUAUUUGUUUUUUUUUCUUUCUUUCUUUUUGAUUUCUUUUACUUGUUUUUUUUAUAUGGGUUUCUUUUUUUCUGGUUUCUUUUUUUAGAGUUUUUUUUUCUCGUGUUUCUUUUCUUCGGUUUUCUUUUUUUUCAGGGUUCUUUUUUCGUAUUUCUUUAUUUCUGGUUUCUGUUUCUAGGGUUUCUCUCUUAUUGGUUUCUUUUUUUGUGUUUCUAUUUUUUGGUUUCGUUUUUUCUGCUUUCCUUUUUUCGGAUUUCUUUUUUUGUUUCUUUUUUUCGUGUUUCCUUUUUAAUAGGUUUCUUUUUUUCGUAUUUCUUUUUUUCUGGUUUUUUUUUACGCGUUUCCUUUUUUUCGUGUUUCCUUUUUUGCAGGUUUCUUUUUUUAGUUUUCGUUUCUUUCUGGUUUCUUUUUUUUGGGGUUUCUUUUUUUGUUUCUUUUUUUCGUGUUUCCCUUUUUAUAGGUUUCUUUUUUUCGUAUUUCUUUUUUCUGGUUUCUUUUUUACGCGUUUCCUUUUUUUCGUGUUUCCUUUUUUACAGGUCUCUUUUUUUCGUAUUUCUUUUUUACGGUUUUCUUUUUUUCGCGUUCAUUUUGCCCGGGUUUCUUUUUUUUUCUUUUUUUUUCUUCCAUAAGGUAAAUAUUUCUUUUUUUCCUUUCUUUUUUCUUUCUUUCUUUUUUCUUUCUUUCUUUCUUUCUUUUUUUCUUUCAAUCAUCUACUUCUUUCUUUUUUCAAUUAAUCUUUUUGUUUUUUCUCUUAACCUAUUUCUUUCUUUCUUUCUUUCUUUCUUUCUUUCUUUCUUUCUUUCUUUCUUUCUUUUUAUACAUUCAAUCAAACCACUUCUUUCUUUAUUUCUAUCUUUCUUUCUUUCUUUUUCAACCAAUCCACAUCUUUCUUUCUUUCUUUCUUUCUUUCUUUCUUUUAACCUACGUGUAUCGUACCACAACACUUUCUUUCUUUCUUUCUUUCUUUCUUUCUUUCUUUCAUUCUUUCUUUCUUUCUUUCUUUCUUUCUUUCUUUCUUUCUUUCAAUCAAUAAAUCCACUUCUUUCUUUCUUUCCCUUAACGUACAUUUUUCUUUCUUUCUUUCUUUCGUUCUUUCUUUCUUUCUUUCUUUCUUUUAAUCAUCGUCUUCUUUAUUUCUUUCACUUUCUUUUUCAAUCAUACAAUUCUUUCAGUCUUUCUUUCAAUUAA
Messenger RNA from Acanthosepion pharaonis, 1845 nucleotides. NCBI's taxonomy places the organism in Eukaryota, Metazoa, Mollusca, Cephalopoda, Sepiida, Sepiidae. The record is from the annotation of a GenBank genome assembly.